Trichobilharzia szidati is the source of this 3657-nucleotide messenger RNA. The record is from the annotation of a GenBank genome assembly. Lineage: Eukaryota; Metazoa; Platyhelminthes; Trematoda; Strigeidida; Schistosomatidae.
GGUGAGUAGUGUGACAUGAAAUAUUCAUGCAUAUAUGACAGUAGCUGUACCUACUGCUUGUAUGAAAAUCUCUUAGCAUCUGGAUACUAUUUCAUGUCAAUAUUUUGCGUGCUAUGAGUCGUCGAUGUUUGAUUGGAAUUUUACUUACCUGGUGUUUAUUUUCAUUGCUGGUUGGUAGCGAGAUAUGUGAACCGACGGAUGAACUUUUGUCCUGCUUCACUAAAAUCUUGUCUUUUGAAGCGAUUGGAGAGAUACAUCGGAAUCUUGAUGGCGAUAAAAAUGGGGAAGUGGACUAUUCUGAGACAGAGAAGUUUCUAAGAAAGGAAUUCAAUUCCGCUGAUGCGGUUAAAAAAUCCCGCAUACUAAAUAGUGAUGAUCCUCUGAUUAGUCUCACGGAUUUGUGGCAGAUGUGGAGAAACAAUCCAGCAUUUAACUGGACUGUGAAAGAUACCAUUCAAUGGUUAACAGGUCCAGUAGAUCUUCCUCAAUAUGCUGAUAUAUUUCGUCAACAUCAUGUGGAUGGACGUUCACUACCGCGCCUGGCUAUGCAAAAUAUGAGUUACUUAACAGAUGUACUGCGGAUUCAAAAUCCAAUUCACAAGAAGAAACUAAUGCUUCGUGCUCUAGAUAUCAUCCUGUUUGGACCUCCAAGGCACUCAGUGUUCGCAUCGGUCAAUGUAUCCUUUGUCACAUUAUCGCUAGGAUUACUGUGCAUUUCAGUUGCCAGCUUCUCACAUUGGUUUUGUCAUGCAUCAAGUAAUUCUGAAAAACAACAAGCUGGUAAGAAACACGAAAAGUUGAAUUCUGCUGAACAAACGUUAAAACAGCUUCAAAAAAGGUUAAAUGAUGUGGAACAAUUAAGACAAACAUUGAACGCUUAUGAGUUAAAUCAUCAUUUUACAUCAUCCUCAGCGCUGUUGCCUAUGUCUUCACAAUGUACAAGCCGAGAAAACAUUUCAUCCUGUCAGACAAUGAAUACAAAACCAUACAGUGAAAAAUGUUCAACAAUAAAUAAACAAACAUUCAAUCAUUUACCGUAUAAUUCAAAUUCUAUUACAGAAUUAACUUUGUUAAAUGAUUUAAAUAAUGAUUCUAUUCAUUCUAAUGUAUUGUUAAAUCAAAAUAUGCACUCAGACUGUGAUCUAGUGACUGCUGAUCAAAUCCACUCGCUUCAACAUCAUCGUAAAGAUGUAAAUUUAAAAGAAUUUAAAAGUAUUGGAAAUCCUUCUGUGAAUGAAUCUUAUUUAGCAGCUAGUGAACUUAAACACUGGCUACAAGUCACUUAUGAAUUGGAACUGAAACGUUACUGUGAGAAGAAAAUAGAAGCUGAAAAGAAGUUGAAUUUUGCUCGACAAGCGUGUAAACGUUUUAAUCGUAAACGCUAUAAUGUUUUUGGUUCACUUCGACUAGUGCAUACAGAUAAUUUAGAUGAAUUGGAAAAGCGUUUAGUUAUUGCCAAGUAAAAUAGCUUUAGAUCAACUUCAAAGUGAAGUUCAAGAGCGUAUUCAUCGUUGGAGUCGUAUUGAAGCCUUAAGCGGUCACCUCAUACGAACAGAUGUACGUAAUGAACAUGGCAAAGGAAUAACUCGUGAUGUAACAAAUCCAAUACAGUAUUCAAUAGAUAGAAGUAAAUUCUAUGACAAUGAAUUCAAAGAAAGUGAUUCUGAUCACUUAUCUGCAAGUGAACAAACUUUUCCAGAAGCUAAACGUGUAUUCAAACUUACCAGUAAUGAUUCAAUAACUAGUUUUGACUGCAUACAUGAUGAAUUAUCUUUCUGCUCUAAAGAUUCAAUGCUACAAUCCUCUAACACAGAGGGUAGUGAUUUUUCAAAAACCAGUAGUAUCCCAAGAAAUUAUUCUUUUGUCAGACCAUUUGCCACCUUGUGGAGACGUAAAACAAAAUCUGGCCGGGGUAAAUCAGAUUCUAAACAGUUAUUAUGAGAUAAAAAGAAAAGAUAAUAUGUUUUUCCUUCAGAAUAAUAAUCAUAAUAAUAUCUUUGUUUUAACUGUCCACUUGUUUUUUUUGUUUGUUUUUUUUUGCUGCUGACCUUCAUAUCGACAAAUAAAUUGUUUAAGUAGUAUAUGUAGUUCAUUUUCUUAUUUCUUAUUCAUUUAUUCAAUAUCUGGUGAAUGCAUACAUUCCUCUGAAUAAAUAGACCGUUAUACACUUGUGAAUAAAGUAGAUUGUCUCCUAUAACUAUUUUCAACAGUUAUAUUAUUUAUUUAUUUGUAUAAUCAACACUACAGUUGCGAAAUGUAUGUGCAAUUUUUUUUCCUUAUAUUUAAACAAUGUAGAACAUUGUUUCUUUGAUACUUAUUGUAUUUCAUUGCAUAUUUCAUUUUUAUUUCAGGUGAUCUACUUACUAACUAACUAACUAACCAACUUACUUAUUUACUUAUCUGCUAUCACAGAUUAUUUAUUGUUUCUUUUUUUUUUUCAAAUGUCUCUCGUUGGUAGAUUCAUUACUAACAUCUUGGUGAUAUUGACUUAAUAUUAAAUGUAUUGAAUGCAUUUAUUAUUUCGGAAUAAAAAAGAGAAUAUUUUAAUAUUGACUUUGAUUCUGUUUUUGUUCGUUGAGGUUGUUUAUUAACGAUACAAGUUGUUGGUCUAUGUGGGUGUUACCGACUGCAUUUAAUGUUUGCAAUUUAUUAUUUUAUUCAGUGACAUGGCUGAAUGUUUGAUAUAUAUAUAUAUAUAUAUAUAUAUAUAUAUAUACUGAAAGCACCAAUCCCUGCAUCUCUACCGAUGUUAUGUAUGCUGAAUCUUCGGAAAAAUAAGGUUAAUAAUAAUACAUAUUUGAUAAUUUCUUAGCAGAUUUUCUCUAACCAUAGUUAGUAUUUUCAAGAAGACUCACAUAUUAAUAUUGGAAAAGUGUGUUCCCAAACAAGUAAGUGGGAGGCUCUUUAAUUAAAAAUAUAUAAUUACAACAGUCAUACCGGAAAAUGCAUCCUGGACUAAUGAUAUGCUGCUUCAACAUUGGGCCAAUCAAUCAGUGGCAAGCAAUGUGUCGAGAUCUGAUUGGCUAUUAUCUGAUCAACGCCCACGCGCCUAUUAGUGUGCUGUAGUUUGACUGGUUGGUUUUGAGACAAACGUAUAGGAAAUCAAUAUUUGUACAGUUUAAAUUCUGACUGGCAGACUAUAUAUGGAUCUAGACUGUAGUUAUGCAUAACAACCGAUUAAUUUAUCUUAAUAUCAAUUCAACCUAUUCAGCCUUUGUCUUCCUGUCAUGCGAACCAGGCUAUUCACGAAAUGGCAUACUAAUGGUUGACUAAGAUGAGUAGAUGGUUGCUACUCACAUCAUCCAGUAGCAGUGUGGUGAGAACUGUCUGCUAGCCAAGCUGGUAGAUAGCAAUUUACAUCCUAAGUCUUGGUCAUGAGAAAAGAACAAAGACCAAAUCAACAACCAAUCACAGUAGAUUUUGCUUGGGUGGGUACAGUUUGCAGAUAUAUGGUCUAACCUUCGAAGAAAUGGCCACAAAAAGAUGAUAGCAAGAAAACAACCAAUCAGAAGAUUCUGUUUCUCUGCUAAUAAUAACGAAUAACAAUGUAAAUGAAAAUAUAUAAAUAUCUCUUGAUUUCCUUAAUAAAAAAUCUGUUGCCUGGCCAUUGUCUUCUGUCGUUACAGUAGUUGCUAGCCAGACUGAAGUAAUAUAGGC